Molecule: messenger RNA, 4575 nt
Organism: Syngnathus typhle (broad-nosed pipefish)
Lineage: Eukaryota; Metazoa; Chordata; Actinopteri; Syngnathiformes; Syngnathidae
Gene: marchf8
Product: membrane-associated ring finger (C3HC4) 8
Exons: 9
Coding region: 703-2295 (530 amino acids)
Biological process (GO): protein polyubiquitination; antigen processing and presentation of peptide antigen via MHC class II; immune response
Cellular component (GO): lysosome; late endosome membrane; cytoplasm
Molecular function (GO): ubiquitin protein ligase activity; zinc ion binding; MHC protein binding
Source: RefSeq, a predicted model, not a curated record
AGAUCUUUUUUUUCAUGCUCCUCUUCGUUUUUUCCACGUGAACGCGGAAGUGGGUGACGCGCCUACACACGCAGCUGCUCUGUGGUGCUCGACCACCGUGCGACUGACGUGAAUUUCUUACAACAUCACUGCCACGCACGAACCGCGACGCCCAGUGUCCUCUUUGGACUUUGUGACGACAAAAGAAGGACCGUGCGCGACGACCUCCGGAACGCCGAGGAAGAGGCGAGGAGGAAGGCUGCGUUCGUGUCGGUUUGUCGGUCCAUCGGUUCCGGACGAAGGGACGCUAGUGAUGGGAUAUUAAUCGAGUAUCUCCGUGGGAAAUAAAGGAAGACAUCUGUGGAUCUUAAAUGCGGCUUGUAGGAGACACUCGCAUGGGUGCACAUGGCAAGUGGAGGACCCAUGUCGGCAGAACCUAUCUCAGGUCUGAUCUGUCAGAGCGCGGCUGAGCAGAACGCCGGGGAAGACGGGGACGCCAUCGACCCUGGCAAGGAUUUGAAACGGGGAAGACUUGCACUAAAGGGCAAGGGGGAGCUCUCUGAAAUUGCUUCUCCAGUCUAUCAAAAGCAGAAUUCCAUCCAUAGGGCGUGGCAGUCGCAAACCAUCAUGCCCGUUGAUUUGGCAUUGGGACAAGAAGCGAGCCUGUGAGCGUCCCACCCCACGUUGGUCCCUUCCCGGCCGGCCUCGGCCACUUCUGCUGGGAUGAACAUGCCACUGUACCAAAUUUCUGCCAUCCCCAACUCGUCGCGGCUGUCGGGCGGCGGAGGAGCCGGUAAAGCUAAAGACAAGGACAAACAGAAUGAAAAACCUCUGGGCCAUUCGGCGAGCAGAUCCAGCAAUAUAUCAAAGGCCGGCAGUCCCACUUCAGUCAACGCGCCGUGCAGCUUGUCCAGAACGUCGGUUUCACCCUCCAGCCAAGACAUCUGCAGCAGUGCAGAUGAGGAGCGUCAGAAGCAGACCGCAGUGGUUCUCUUGGCUCCUAACGGUAAAAGCUCGGAAGGUCGCUGCGGUGUCACGGUGACCACCGUCUGCACGGACACGCCGCCCGCCUCCAAACAGCGGGAUUGGCUCUCACUGCUGCGACCCACCUUGGGCGGGGCGGGCCACCCCCACGGCCCGCUCCGUUUCUCUGCGUCGCUCAACGACGUGGGCCAGGGCGUGGACGGCCUGUGUCGCGGGCUGCACUUUAUCGACCGCACCUACUCCGAGAGCGAGCUGGAGACCAAAGCCGGGGACGCCGCCCAGCCUCUAGACGACUCUGAACUGAGGACGGUGGACCCCGGAGUCAACGGCGGUCCAAAGCUGAGUCGGGACGUCUCGGCGCACACCCACCUGGUCCCUUCCUUUACCAACAAGUACAUGCUGAGCCCCUCCGUCCCUCCACCGCCACCUCCUCCUGUUCCUGAUCACCUCCACCCCUCCCCCAGCGCCAACUUCCUCCGCCUUCUCCUCCCCUUCUCCCGAUCGUCAACCGCGUCGAGCCUGCCAAAGUCCUCCAGCGCCAUCAUGGAAGGCAGCGAGUUGGAGUUUGCCCCCGAGGAGAUGGCGAAGAGCAUUCAUUUGGCGCCGCUUUGCUACAUGGACGAGGACAACGACCUGGACCGCUGCCCGUCCCCUAUGUCGGAGAAAACGGAACCGAUGUCGCCCUUUUCGCUGGCAGGCGACUGUUGCAGGAUCUGUCACUGUGAAGGAGACGACGAGAGCCCGCUGAUUACGCCGUGCCACUGCACGGGCAGCCUGCGCUUUGUGCACCAGUCGUGUCUGCAGCAGUGGAUCAAGAGCUCGGACACGCGCUGCUGCGAGCUCUGCAAGUACGAGUUCAUCAUGGAGACUAAGCUCAAGCCUCUGCGCAAGUGGGAGAAACUUCAGAUGACAGCGAGCGAGCGGCGGAAGAUCAUGUGCUCGGUCACUUUCCACGUCAUCGCCAUCACGUGCGUGGUGUGGUCGCUCUACGUGCUCAUCGACAGGACGGCGGAUGAAAUCAAACAAGGCAUUAUGGAGUGGCCCUUCUGGACCAAGUUGGUGGUGGUGGCCAUCGGCUUCACUGGCGGCCUGGUGUUCAUGUACGUGCAGUGUAAAGUCUACGUCCACCUGUGGAGGAGACUCAAGGCCUACAACCGCGUCAUCUACGUGCAGAACCGGCCGGACUCGUGUAAAAAACUGGCUCUGGAGAAGCCACCGCUCUUGGAGCCCAGCGUGGACCACAAGGACACGCUGGCCCCCGCCCAUUCCGACACCAACUCCUCGCACUAUACAGAGACAGAAGGCUACAGUAUGGAGGUGCUCCACGUGUGACAUGAAGGUAUUGAACAGGGAUCUCAACUGAUUCAUUAGCAUUGAUCCACAGAGACGGACGAUGGUGCAGAGUUCUUGCCUCUUUGUUAGGGUGCUGGUUUUAGGGAACUCAAAACUGGGCACACAAACAUAAAUUGUGUGACAGAUUAUCGGGAAUUUUUCAGUCAAGUCAAGUUUGAUAGAAAGAUGAGAACACACACACUUUUACCAUAGUAAAUGUUCCAUUUAUAAAAAUAGCCACCAUAAGUCAGAGUCGACUUUGCUGCCGUAAUAAGCGAGGGGGUUAUUCUAUUUUCUAUCAAAAUGUUCCCACAAAAAAAAGUCUACUACUUGAAAAUGUCAACAUUUCUGCCAUACAUUCAUAGAAAGAUGAGAAACACAAUCGAUUAAAGUGAGAUCAAGCAGAAUAACAAGAACACACACACAAUUGAGUUUUGAGAGGUAAUUUAAGUCUCGGACAAAAAUGUCAUGGAUCUGUGAUGUCACUGGGUCCACCAGAUCCCAGUCCACCAUCCACGUGGAUGACAAAAGGCUAACAUCUGAAGAACAUAAAAACUUUUAACCAGGAUGUGAUUUCCCUUUUUCUUUUGGGGAGGAAAAAAAAAAACCAUCCAAACUUUAUGAAGCGAAUGUACACUUUUUUUGGUAAACACAAAACCUAAAAAAAAAAAAAAUGUUUUCUAUGUCUUUGAACUUAUUGUGUCAACUUUCUACGUUCGAGUUCAGGAGUGUGCGUUAAUUUUUGGCAGCAACGCGAGUGUCGUCACGUAUUCUCCAAUGGCUUGUUGUGAUUGGUCGAGGAGUUGUUUUCAAACAUUGUUCUCUCCAGCAUGAACAUGUAAGAAGAGCCUCAACCUUUCAAAAACAGCCUCGGGAAAAUACAUCCGGACACUCGCGUUAACAUGUUGCCAUAUUCCAAUACUGUAAUUUAUUUUCCUGGGGAAAUCCACCGCUGCGAUGUCUGCUCUCCACAUGGCGCCCAAAUAAUUAAAUUUGCUAAGAUUUUUUUAGGCUAAUUGAUAAAUAUGUUCUUUAGCACUUUAUAAAUGGAAGGAAAAAAUUGGCCGAAUUUUCUAAAUGUCUGCUAUAUAUUUUGGUCAAACAAUAAAAAAAAUUUAAUUAAUUUUUUUGUUUGUUUUUGUUGGUCACCAGUAAAAUUAAAACGCCUCCCCUCAAAUAUCUUCCCACUCCUUUUAGUAGUCACCCAUCCAAACUGGGUUCCCUUUAGCGCCCUCCGGUGGGGGGGAGGCUGACAUUGCAGAAAGAUGGCGGUUGAUUUCUCAAGGCAACUAGUUUGGGUUUUUUUUCUUGAAGGGAGGGGGGGGGUUAAGACCUUCAUAACCAUUCCACACACAAAAGAUAUUUUUCAAAAGUCUUUUUGAUACUCUCCACUGCCUGCAAUGCGCAAUGGUUCAACAACUCGCAUGGUAAUAACGACUGCUCAAGCAGCAAUAAAAAUGUAAUUUUUCUUUCCCCAGUUUGAGGAAGAUUAAUUUCUUCCUUGGUGCAAUGUGAUGAUUGACGAAUAAGGGAGGGGGGGAAGUGCAAUUACCAUUUUAUGAUGUUGAUCUCUUCUAUAGUUGCUCUCGUGUUUUUCGUCCACCGGGUAUAUCUUUUUGUGUCGUAUUUAUUUUGGCAAAAUAUUUGCUUGUUAAUUUCAUCCUCGUCCCCUUUUUCCCAGUAAUUUUAUGAUGCCCAUCUUAUGUCACUUUAAUUAUAAAUCACUUUUUAUUUAUUUAAAAAGAAUUGCUCAAUAAAAUGUGUUUUAACAUGCUGUAUUCGUACGUUUGUGGAGGCAGUAGAAUGUUUUUUUGUUUUGUUUUUUCUUUUAAGGGAGCUGGCUCCUUGCAUUAAGUCUUGAGCUUUAGAUGUAAGCAUUCCCUUUUAUUAUCCUGUUCAGUGAGAUGUGACACAUAGAUGAGCGGGGUUUUUUUUUUUUUUUUUUUAUAAAUGUACUUUGCUGCUUUGACUCGUCAUGUCUGGGCGAGGGAGGGAGGGAGGUUGGGGAGCACGAAAACGUAACUUGCACAAAGCUACAUUUGUUUACUACUGACUGGACUUGAACAUAUUUGAUGACUGUCCCCCCCCCCCCCCCCCGUCUUUAAUCAUUCCACAAGUUUGUGUGUGAACGUCACUUUGGAAUAGUGUAAAAGCGACAUGAAAAAAGGUCCUCCUGUUUAUUUUAAACUAAAACUAGAUGGGGUUUUUUUUCUGUUCCCAUGUUUGAACAAAAAGUGUAAAGAAUUUAAAACAACCAAAUAAAAGAUGCUUUUCAAGGUU